AUGAAUAAGCAGCUUGACCGUACAUGGGUCGCCGAAUCUCCGAAUGGAGUACGAGAUGCCCCACCGGCUGUAAGAUCAAGCACACGAAUACCACAUACGAAGUCUAGGAACGGAUGCAAGAGCUGUAAACAGAAAAGAAUAAAGUGCGAUGAAUCCAAACCAGUUUGCGCACAGUGCGCCCACAGAAAGAUCAGCUGCGAGUACCCUCAAGCGGAACCACCAAAUGAGCAACUAGAGACACCAUCACCAAGACUUGAGCACUCGAUCUCCCGGGAACUCGCCAGGACGAAACUACUAGACUUCAUGAAAGAGAGCAGUAUGCCUUGCGACCAGCUCGCCAAUCCAAAGUACAAACGAAUCCAUGCGGUGGAGCUUCUAGACCACUGGUUCGACGCAGAUUACCCUUGGAUCGGAACUACAGAGGUGCAGAAUACUAUGCAAAAGCAUGGCUUUAAUCUCGGUCUAGGUGCGCCUUGUUUGCUACAUGGCAUACUGGCUUUUGCGGCAUGUCAUCUCAACUACCUCCAGCCUGGAAACUUGAAGUACGAGAUUGCAUCAACUAUCCAUUAUAACAGAUCCUUAGCGUUGUAUUCGAACCAGAUUUCGACUCAUGUUGGAGCGGAUAAUGCUGAUCAGUUAUUCGGAACUUGGUUUCUUCUUGGACCAAUGACGUUUUGGAAUCUUUCCAGGCCAUCGGACCAGCUACAUUUGGAGAGCCACGGGGAUGUCACAGCUGGGUCAGCAGAGCCAGCUACGAAAGAUCCCUUUAGUCAUGGUGAUUUCACUUGGCUACGAGCAUUACAGGGAACCAGAAUCCUUCAAGACGAUCCCGCUAUCCAAACCCAUCUCAAGGAUAGCAUAUGGGCGCCGAUAUUUCUCGAGGCUAGAGAAUGGGAAGCUGAUGUGGACAUGAGUAACGACUCUCAAACCGAUUCGGACGUGUACCAAAAUCUGAUUGCACUAAAAGAACUGUGUGAUGUUCAAGCCGAUUCUUCUUCAACAGACAACCCCUAUCAGCAUCCAAUCCAACGGCUGGGUCGACUCUCUGCUACAGAGCCGCAUCGCGACAUGGUGGGAUGGUAUAUGGUAUGGGUUGGAAAGCUAUCUCCCGAAUUUCUGAAUCUACUGGAGGAGAGCGAUCCCAAGGCUUUACUCAUUCUUGCUUACUGGUGCGCCUUGAUUCUGCGGAUUAAUUUUUGGUGGAUCACUCGAUCGGCGAAGCAGCAGUGCACCAAAGUUUGCACAUAUCUGGACCAGUUUUCAGAGCCUGGAGUUCAGAACCUGCUAGAGUUUCCGGCUAGCGCUUGUGGUUAUAGACUUGAAAACUAGAUGCCUUCUGGCAGGACUGGGCCGUUUACUAGAGAACAACAACUCGAUUAUUGAUCAUACCAAAGGAUUUAAAGAAGCAAUCCAUAGUACAAAUGCACGAGGCCGUUGCGUCCAGAAACUUUAUAUACUCAGAAGAAGAAGAUGCUCUUCCCGACCGACUCUUUUGUAUGCUCUUUUAAGAAAGCCUCCACAUU
Messenger RNA from Mytilinidion resinicola, 1523 nucleotides. RefSeq lists its product as uncharacterized. NCBI's taxonomy places the organism in Eukaryota, Fungi, Ascomycota, Dothideomycetes, Mytilinidiales, Mytilinidiaceae. Gene Ontology annotation, molecular function: DNA-binding transcription activator activity, RNA polymerase II-specific; zinc ion binding. Gene Ontology annotation, biological process: regulation of transcription by RNA polymerase II. The transcript is spliced from 2 exons. The record is from RefSeq and is a predicted model, not a curated record. Bases 1 to 1329 code for a protein of 442 amino acids.